Cooperia oncophora is the source of this 1131-nucleotide messenger RNA. The record is from the annotation of a GenBank genome assembly. NCBI's taxonomy places the organism in Eukaryota, Metazoa, Nematoda, Chromadorea, Rhabditida, Trichostrongylidae.
AUGGAUGAAAGUGCAUUUGAUAAUAAAAUUCAAGCACUACGGCAGUGGUAUGAACAACAGGAAGAUUAUGACACUCAGAAGAAGACUAUACAAGCCAAUUUGGAGCAGAUCGCUGAGGAGUGCAAAGAGUUAGAAGCUGAUAAAGGGAAUAUGGAACGUUUACAAGAAGACAUUGCACGUCUUGAGGAUGAUAUCGCUAAAGCAACUGAGUAUAAGGAGGAAAUAAAACAGGAUGAAAAGCGCUUGGCUGAACAAAUGGAUGCUGUGAACCUGGAAUUGGAGGCAGUCCGUAAACAAGCUGCGGAACACCACGCUAAACUCGCUGAAGUGGAGAGCGCAAUUAAAGCUCAGGAAGAAGGAGACGGGCUGUGUGGAACUGAGGCGCGAGCACUUAUUGCAGAGUUGGAUCAGAAUAAACUUACUAUACGGAAACUAAAAGCUGAGCUGGAGGAUUUGUGCAAGCAGCACUGGUUGGCCGUUCCAAAGACUAAAAGUGCUCUUGCCGAGCUGCAAGAUCGCUAUCAUAAAUUGGUUAUGGAUAUCAGGAGCCUCGCAGCGAACGUCCUUUCUGAAGAUGCCGUAAUGAUUGAUGAAAGCCCAAAGGAUGCCAGGGCUCUCUAUUCUGCCGUGAUGAAAGAUUGCAAAACUCUCCUAGAGGAAACUGAAGCGAAGUUUCUACAGAGAAAAUGGGAUCUCGAGCAAAUGAUAAGACAAGCGAAUUCCCAGGCUGAGAACAUAAGGCAAGAGGAUGCGGUUAUCAGCGGUAAACUUCGUGAGAGGCAACGUAUGGAAUUAAGAGCCGAACGUCAACGCAAAAGAGAUAGGGACGAUUGGGAAAAGGAUGUAAUAGCCGCGGAGACAGAGAUAGAUCGACUGGAAAAUGAAAAAGAAGUCCUGGAAAACAAGCGUCAUGAGAUCAGCAGCUUGAAAAGGGAUCUGGAAAUUCUUCGGGCAGAAAACGUCGAAUAUUCGAAGGUACUAGCUGAGAAGCAGUUGAAGAUCAGUGAUGCGGUUCUGUCAAGAUUCCAUGAGGCACGGGAUUGGAUGAUGAGAACAUUGGAGGAACUUCUCGCUGUGGGCGAUCUCAUUCCGACUGAUUCUCUUCUAGACGAAGGAUUUGAAGAACAUUAA